This is a messenger RNA of Archocentrus centrarchus (flier cichlid), 3461 nucleotides long. RefSeq names its product neurofilament medium chain a (gene nefma). Bases 143 to 2899 code for a protein of 918 amino acids. The transcript is spliced from 4 exons. Gene Ontology annotation, cellular component: axon; neurofilament. Lineage: Eukaryota; Metazoa; Chordata; Actinopteri; Cichliformes; Cichlidae. Gene Ontology annotation, biological process: intermediate filament bundle assembly; axon development. Gene Ontology annotation, molecular function: structural constituent of postsynaptic intermediate filament cytoskeleton. The record is from RefSeq and is a predicted model, not a curated record.
UCAGUCGCUGUGAGAGCCAUACACCCCUCACCUGCACGCACACAUAACACACAUACACCCACAUAAACGUUCGCCACACGCCUCCACGUCCUGCACCGUCCGCCUUCAUUCUUGCGCACAUCCCCUUCUGUGAUCUAACCGGAUGAGUUACCCGGUGGACACUAUAGGGAGUCCCUUCAGGAGAGUCAUGGACUCUAGAACGACCGGCUAUGGCUACAGCCGCUCCAGCGGCACCCCCUCCAGCGGCUUUCGGUCCCAGUCCUGGUCCCGGGCCAGUCCCGGCUCCACCGUGACCACGUCUUACAAGAAGAGUGUGAAUAUGCCGGUAACCAGAGCAUACAGCUCAGCGGUGCUGAGCUCCGCCGACAGCGUUGAUUAUAGUCAAACCUCUAUCCUGAACGGAGACUACAAGCGUUCUAAUGAGAAAGAGCAACUUCAAGGGCUCAAUGACCGGUUUGCAGUUUACAUUGACAAGGUGCACUACCUGGAGCAGCAGAACAAGCAGAUCGAGACGGAGAUCCAGGCACUGCGGCAGAAGCAGGUGUCGCGCUCCCAGAUGGACGACCUCUAUGACCAGGAGCUGCGGGAGCUGCGCUCGCUGCUGGAGCAAAUCCACCAUGACAAGGCACAAAUUCAGCUCGACACCGACCACAUCGAUGAGGAUAUCCAGCGAGUCAGGGACCGCUUUGAAGAAGAAGCUCGCAUACGAGAGGAGACGGAGGCCAUAAUUCGUGUCCUGAAGAAGGACACGAGCGACUCGGAGUUAGUGAAGUCUGAGUUGGAGAAGAAAGUUCAGUCGCUGCAGGAUGAAAUCGCCUUCAUCCGCAACAAUCACGAGGAAGAAGUCAGCGACCUCAUCGCCCAGAUUCAGGCGUCUCAGGUGACAAUGGAGAGGAAAGACCUCCAGAAGGCUGACAUCACCGAGGCUCUCCGGGAGAUCCGAAGCGAGCUGGAGGGCCACUCCAACCAGAACCUGCAGCAGGUGGAAAACUGGUUCAUGUGCCGCUACGUCAAGCUGACCGAGGCUGCAGAGCAAAACAAGGACGCCAUAAAGUCUGCCCGUGAUGAGAUAGCCGACUAUCGCCGCCAGCUGCAGUCCAAGACGGUGGAGCUGGAGUCUGUCCGCGGUACAAGAGACUCGCUGGAGAGACAGCUGAAUGAUAUCGAGGACCGCCACAACAGCGACCUGGCCAGCCUGCAGGAAACAAUUCACCAGCUGGAUAAUGAGCUCAAGAGCACCAAAUGGGAGAUGGCUCGUCACCUCCGCGAGUACCAGGACCUACUCAAUGUCAAGAUGGCCUUAGACAUUGAAAUAGCUGCAUACAGGAAACUCCUAGAGGGUGAGGAGACCCACUUCAGCACUUUCCCUUACCGCCAGACUGUCACCACUACUAAAAUCUCUAAGCCAAAGUCGGAGCCCACAAAGCUUAAGGUGCAGCACAAGUUUGUGGAAGAGAUCAUUGAGGAGACAAGGGUAGAGGAUGAGAAGGCUGAUAUGGAUGAGGCCCUGGCAGAGAUAGCACAAGAGCUGUCUGCCACACAGGAAGGAGAAGAGGGUGAAGAGGAGGAGGGGGAGGAGAAGGCAGAGGGAGAGGAAGCAGAGGGUGAGGGAGAAGAGGGAGAAGGAGAGGAGGGAGGAGAAGAAGAAGAAGUCGUAGCUGCUACUGAAGCCAAAGUUAGCUCUAGUGCACCCAGUAAGGAGGAAGAGGAGGAUGAAAAAGGUGGUGAAGAAGGAGAAGAGGGUGAGGGAGAAGGGGGUGAAGAAGGUGAGAAGGAAGAAGAAGGCGAGGGGGGUGGAGAGGGAGAGGAUGAGGGAGAAAAAGGGGAUGAAGCAGAGGGAGGUGAUGAAGAAGGAGAGGAAGGAGGAGAGGAGGAAGAAGUUGAGGAGACAGUGUUGUGCGCCAAAGCUCCAGAGUCUAAAGCCUCUCCUGACAAAGAGAAAGCUGGAGAUAAAGAGGGCAGUGGAGAAGAGGAGGGAGCAGGUGCUGAAGAGGAGGGUGGAGAUCAGGAUGAAGAUGCAGGUAGUGACAAAGCAUCCAAAAGUGGUGAUGAGAAAGAGGAAAAAGAGGAUGCAGGCACAAAGGAAGAUGAUAAGAAGGGAAAAGAUGAACCAGAAGACAAAUCAGAACCAGCUGUAACCCAGACAGAGGCUCCAAAAGCAGAAGCUACGAAGUCUGAGGCCAAGAAAGAAGAGGCUCCCAAAUCUGAGGAAGCAAAACCUGAAUCUCCAAAGAAAGAAGAAGCUCCCAAAACAGAGGGAUCAAAAUCUGACUCUCCCAAGUCUGAAUCCCCAAAGCCUGCCUCUCCCAAGUCUGAGUCCCCUAAGCCUACCUCUCCCAAGUCUGAAUCCCCUAAGCCUGCCUCUCCCAAGUCUGAAUCUCCUAAGCCUGCCUCCCCCAAGUCUGAAUCACCAAAACCAGAGUCUCCUAAAUCUGAAUCUCCCAAGCCUGCUUCUCCUAAAUCAGAGUCUCCAAAAGAAGGCUCACCAAAAGAAGCAUCCCCAAAAUCUAGCUCCCCAAAAGCUGAAUCCCCAAAGACCGAGACCGCAAAGCCUGUGGCUCCUAAGGCUACUGAAGACAAGUCUGAGAAAAAGAGCGACUCGACAGAAGAGAAGAAGGUAGAAACAAAAGAUGUUGCCAUGAACGGUGACAUAGACAAGAGUAGCCCUGGAGAGAAAGAGAAGAAGGAUGAAGGAAAAGAGGCUGAUGUGAUCACCAAUGGUGUAGAUGAGAGUCCUGUCAAGGAAGAUGGCAGCCAGAAAGUUGUGAUCACCAAGACUGUGGAGACAAUCACCACCGGAGAGGAUGGGUCAAAGCAUGUCACCAAAUCCGUCACUGUGACAGAAACAGUGAAGGAGAUGGAGGAGAGUCUGCCAGAGAAGGUGGUCUCUGCAUGCUAGCUCAGGGGAGGGGAAUACUUUCCUCUCUGUAUGGUAGAAAUACAUCUUAAAAAGAGUAAACAUUGGAAGGGAAUCAAUAAACAAUAUUAUUGUCGAGAGGAUUUUUGAGUUUAAGCAAAAGGAGGGACGGGCAGGUGGGAGGGUCCUCGAUGCAGACAUGUAUUCUACUGAAGAAGCCUUACUUGAGAUGUGAAGAUACCAACUGAGCCAAAAAGAAACUAACAGCAAACACACAGCCGACAGUGAUGAAAGAGAUGGACAAUGAUAUGAUAAACACAGUACCAUAUACAUCCAUUUACCGAAGCAGAUAAAGCUUAAGAAACCUGAAGAAACUCCUAGCCUUAAACAUGCUUUUUAUCAGUGUCUGUUAUGUUUACCUGAGUGCAACAAAAAAAAAAUACUGUAAAUGCUAGAAAUAUGCAUUUCUGUAUGCAUAGGAUGGACUUGAAUUUAAAUACAGAAUUAAUGAGGUGCUACUGUUUGCAAUCCCAUGACUUUACUCAUUAUGAACAAUUUCCCAGCAGCAUUUGCUCAAUAAAUGUCAUAACGAUGUUCAAAAACA